Messenger RNA from Nilaparvata lugens (brown planthopper), 660 nucleotides. RefSeq lists its product as uncharacterized. The transcript has a single exon. The record is from RefSeq and is a predicted model, not a curated record. Lineage: Eukaryota; Metazoa; Arthropoda; Insecta; Hemiptera; Delphacidae. The coding region runs from base 1 to 660 and encodes 219 amino acids.
AUGUAUAAUGACAUCAAGACUAGAGUCCUCAGCCCUGCUGGUGUUGGUCCGGAAUUUGAAGUCAAGAUCGGGGUGCACCAGGGAUCCACUCUUAGUCCACUGUUGUUCAACAUAGUCAUGAACUACAUUACCGCACACCUUCAGAAGCCAGCCCCUUGGUUGCUUCUAUAUGCAGAUGACAUAGUCCUUGUAGCAGAAACUUUACAACAGGUUCAAAUAGAUUUAACAGCAUGGUGCACAGUAUUAGAAAGUCGAGGGCUGAGAGUAAGUUGUACUAAAACAGAAUACAUGCACUGUAACUUUUCAGGAAUCGGAAUAUCUAACAUCAGCAUGGCACAACCUCAGCUUGAUGGCACUCCUUUAAAACAAGUUGACCACUUCAAAUACUUGGUAUCUACUCUUGCAUGUACAGCCUCCGUUGACAGAAACAUCAAGGACCGGAUAACAGCUGCAUGGCUGAAAUGGCGAUCAUUGACGGGAGUCAUCUGCGAUGCAAAAAUGCCCAUUGACUGGAGACGCCCUGGUAGACUGCCGACAACCUGGAUGGGUACCAUUUCCAAGGAUAUGAGGAUGACGGAUUCAGAGCCUGAACUGACUCAACAAUGCUCGGAAUGGCGGAAAAGGAUUAGGAGGGCCGACCCCAAGAGAAAUGGGACAUAG